AUGGCCAGCAGAUCACCGGCCGUUAAGCAUCGCAAAAGCCACAAAGGGGAGCACUGGUCAGCUAGUAAGGAGAGCCCGAUAUCAGGAGGCGAUAGCAAGACGGAAAAUUCUGGUAUUACUAAGGAAGAAGUGCCAAAUGGCAAUGCAAAUGCUCUGACUGAAGCCCCAAUUACAACCGCCACCUUUGGAAGUAACAGCAAUGAGAUCAAGGCGGACAACCUACAGGCUCCGAAUGAGACGGAAGCUCUGCAAACGAAUUCUAUUGAUGAGCGAUUUGGGCAAACUGGCUUGAUACGACCGGACCUGUUGAAAGCGUCGGCGAAGUUAACAUUACCGAUAGGACGGCCGUCUGUCUCCCAAUCCACGUCUUCUCUGCUAAGUGCAACCGAAACCGUAGUGCCGCAACCACUUCGAAGUUUCCAGUCCUUCAGCAACUUGCCUACAAACGCAAAGAGUAAUGAGACUUACAUGGAUCAGAUAAAUAUACCGAACCGGCAGGACCAGCCAAACAUGUGGGCUUCAAUCAUGAGUAAGUCAUUGUCGUCAAAACAAAGCAUAUUGUCCUCCCAAUCCGGAGGUGCAAGCGCACCGAUAUCCGCAAAUGAGAGGCAAAUGAUGGAUAGCAUGCUUUUCCCCGGAUAUUGCUUUGCUCCACCACCGGUACCUUCCGAAGGAUUUGGAUAUUCCGUCGAGGGAGAGUCGCAUGAAGGGGCCUGGUGCUUACAGAACCCCCUUACGGAGGCCCUGGAUGUUCUGAGCGCGAUGACAUUGAAAGAGCGAAUAGCUUAUGAACGAUGGGUUUUACAGAGACGCUGGACCGAUGGAGGACUGCGUCUCUUUAGAGGAAAGGAAGAGAUGCGGAUAAUAAAGGAGAAAGCAACCAUAAGGCGAAAGAUUGCAAAGAGAGAUCGUGCAGUGUUAGAAAAGGAGGCCGAGUACAGGAGAUUAGAGGAAGAGAUUGCUGAUCUUCGAACAAUUCACACGAAAUCAAAGUUGGAGAUCCCUCAGCUGGAGAAGGCUAUCACAAGCUUCGCUAAAGAGGCUCACACAUGGCAGGUGGAUAAGCGUCUGCCGUCCACCAAUCUCCAGCUACAUGCAAAAGGGGCUGUCGACCAUCCGCAAGAAGGCACUCGUUCCGAAGGCAAGCAUUCGACCAGUGACGAUUCUGCGUUUGUUUUGCCCUGCGACCCGGUACUCAACCUGUUCCCGCGCUACAAGCAACUGGUAGCAGAUUAUAAGCACCAUCAAAUGGUACUGGCCGAAGCGUCCUCCCGGCUACCUGUGCUGGAAGAUGCUAUGCUUAAGCUACAGCAUGUCUAUCUUACUUUACUGGUCGAACAGGACCGUCUCCGGUCGUUGGACGAGAAGGUACAUGAAUCCGAUGUUAUGGAUGCGGCUGAGAAAGUCGUUCUAAACAAGUGGAUGCAAAUCUUGCGGGACAGGAAGCUCGCACGACAUAAGAUCGCUGAGGAAAAGCGGCAUCUGCAGCACCUUGAGAUUCAAGCCGAACUGCAGACAAACGAAGAGCAGCAGCAGAGGAAAAUAUCUGCCGCUCGACGGCGAUUGCGAAGCAGGUUGCGAGAAACCGUGUCCGACAUUCACCAAAGUAGGCGUAUAAGAGCUGAGGAGCUACAACGACAGAAGGAACAGCGAGAACGCGCUAUGAAGGAGCUAACAAGAGAGAUCAUAGGAAUCAGGCAACAUAUCGUUCGAGCCCCAGUACAGAAGGAAAACAAUGAAGGGGGCAACAUGGAGAGCACCGUAGAAAGCAUACAAAAGAUGAUACAGCAGAAGUAUAUGAGAGCGCAAAAAGAGGAGGAAAGAUUGCAGAAGCAAUAUGAUGAGCGAUAUUCAAAUAUUCUGCAGAGACUGAAGGGAGAAGAAGCCAGGAGACGUAAACUGGAACGGGAUAUGGUGGGAAUGAAGCAGAAGCAGCGGGCAAAGGAAGUAGGAUGGAACGCACCUGAUGUCUGCUGGACCGUACAAAGGAAAGCAAGAGGGCUGAAGCAUUUAGCAAAUGGACCGUUGGAAGUGAUGCAACGUCAACAUAUUUCAAGCGAGCGGUUGUUGCCAACAUCAGUGCACGCAAAGAGACGUUUGCUGGAUUCAGUAAUUCAGUCAGAGUCUCCAGAAAAACUCAAACGUGUCCCACUUCCACCACCUCGUCACGUAAUAAAACAUAGUACGUCAAAUGUCGCCGAUAGAAUAAAGCAUGCUCAGCUUCUUCCUGGAAUACCACCUUUCACCGCAUCGCCUGCAGCCGUCGUGUUUGAAGACUACGAUGCCAUAUCUCCUACUUCCUAUGUCAAACGCGUUACAAUAACCAACACAUCCUGUCGCACCAAUGCCAUUAAGAUGCUUCCCCUAGAUACGAGCUUAAGCGAGUUUUUUGCUGUACAAUGGGGACCCUCUGGACCAGGCGGUCGUAUGAGCGCUGGCAAAACAUGUGAGAUCAUACUUACAUUUACUCCGAAGCAUCGUAUGGACGACGAUUUAGACGGAUUCUUGAAAUUUCUGGUGGAGUAUGGAGGAGAGUUUGUGAUUAAGCUGGGCUGCAGGAAAAAGAGAUUUGUGCCACUCAUAACAAGCGUGAGUGGCGAUGACGCAGGAGUUGCGAAGGCAGUCAACCUUUGUGUUGGCAGAGACAGAUAUAAUUCCCCAGAAGAAGUGUUAGAUGAUUCCGAAGGAAAUGAAACGGGAAAUGAAGGCAAACUUGUCGCGCAGAAGAAAUCCUCCGCGCAUCUAGCGCAAGAAAUAGGGCCUCGACGGGUACUGAUCCACUUUGGAACCUGCUUGGUUGGAGGCACUAUCACCCGUCGCAUCCAAGUGUCAAACAACGGCGCCAUUCCAGGCACGUUUCGGAUUGAUCACAUACAGGACCAGGAUAAUGCCAUCCUAGAGGAAGACGAUACCACCAUACCGCUGUUCCAACUAGUAACUACGGAGGAUGACGAUGACGAUUUUUUCCUCGGUUCAUAUAGUUCGUGCAGCAUCCAGAUUAGGUUCAGUCCACCACAAGGUCUUGCAGCAAGAGUAAAAACGUCGGAAGGUGCCACAUUUGCAAUCUUUUUUGAUGAGGAGCUCGGCGUAGAACCGAUAAGAAUACGAUGCGAUGGAACGAUCGGCUUACCCCCGGUGACCCUUGACAAGGCGAACGUGGAUUUUGGGUUAUGCAUUGUUGAUCAAUCAUAUCGGCGUAGCGUUGUACUUCAAAAUGCCGGACGAUACGCGGUGAAGCUUCUUGUGACAGGUCCCGACGAAUCAGAACGUAUUGAGCAAGAGCAACUUGAAGGACACUCUACCGAGGACAUUAACCGCGGGACGAAGAAGACCGUUUCAGCCGCCUCCGCAAAGGAUGUGGGGCGUCCUGACAGUUUACUAAUGACAAUACCGACUCUCGGGGAAGUUGAGAUCUCUCCAAGGUUGGCAUUUUUACAACCUCUGAGUAUACCGUUCCAUCUCCAGAUAAAAAUCAAACCGUCGCGGAGCGCAUACCGCGAACUUGGAAGCCGACAGAAGGCCGGCUUUGUAAUUCCACUUGGCUUAGCAUACGUCGCCGAAGGCAUCACAUACAAGCUGAGAGUUACUCUGCAGGGUAGGUUAACUACGACAGACGUUGAACUUAAAGUUCCUGGAACACUUCAUGGUGACAGUCUUGAGAGAACGCUCAACGUUGACUUUGGGACAUGCUCGAUUUAUGAACCACCAAAGAUUAUUCAUUUACAAAUCAUCAACCGAUCAUUGCUUUCCCAAACCUUGCGAUUUCUAUCUUCACACCCUAAUGCGCUAACGAUUGACGGGGCCAAUGGUGAAAUCAGCCUACCGGCUGAGUUGACCACUCUCGUGCCAAUAAAGUUUGCUCCACAGCUUACCGAUCUGGAGGAGGGUCGCACGUAUGACAAUAUGAGCAUAACAUGUCAUCAAGUGAGCAUUGAGCAGACCAAGCACACUGUCAUUCAUUGUCGGGGCAGUGCAGUAUGCCCACCUUUACGAUUCAAUCGGGAGCACGGCAUGGUUACCAUUGCGCCAAUUGCCUACGGGAGUGUUGGGGAAGAAAAGCUGAGAAUUAUACGCGAGUGGACGGGUGAAGAAGAAAGACGACGAAAAAAUGCCGAGAUCAAGCGUCGCGUGUGGAGCAAGAGAUUGAAACUCGAGACAUCUUCUCGCGAGCCAGAAGGGCUACGACAUGCGAGCAACGAGGACGAGGAGGAGGAGUGUGCUAUUGAAUUUGAGUUUGGUGUGCCCCAAAUCAUUGACUUGUGUUCCAUCGCCGAGUGGGAAGCGCGAUCUCCAAGUGACCUUAGACUCGUAACUCCCGAGCAACAACGGGAUCCGACCCUCCUACUCGAUCAUUCCACAUUACCAAUCAGUGUCCUCCCGUGCCGAGGAAGCCUGCAGCCGGGUGAAAGUGCAGAAUUCACGGUAAAACUUGCCCCGCAAAUCCCACCACCGGCAAACGUGCAGGAGAGAAAGGCGAUCAGCCCCUCAUGCAUCAAUGGCGGUAGUGCUAUGGAGAACGGAGGAGGCAAAGAACGUGAUGUCAAUGGCAUCUCCAAACCCGAAGAUACCAAUAUCAUCCCGCAGUCGUCUCUUCGUACGAAUGCUCCAGGGAAGGACCGCGACAAAGCUGGCAAAGGAAUACCCAGAGAAAAGCAGCGCGGUAAGGCACCCACAGCGUCUUCUGCAAUCCCUGAUGUACGGUUGCCGGACGUCGGACAGCCUACGAUCGAAGACAGCAAACUGCCAGCUGUGCCGUCUGCCCCAUACAAGUCUGAUCUUGAGCAACGGUUGGACACGGUUAAUGAAUUGAGGAUUUCGUUCGUCAUUCCGUGUCGUAUUCGUAAGAUCAAUCGAGAAAAAAAUCACAAUCAUCAUGAUUCGGGCCAUGGCAAGGUAACUGCACCGCUCGUCGGCGACCAGGAAGGCAUCAGCACGAUUCUUCUUCAUGUCAAUGCGUCGAUCGUCAAGCCAGAUCUAAUCCUGGUUGAGCCUCUGUCAGAGUUGGAUUUCGGCCAAGUACCAGUUGGCCAACGUUUGGUGAAGCCAAUUAUUCUCCGGAACUUGUCAACUCGGCCAAUAAAGAUUAGAGAGUUGAAUCUAGAUGAGAGCAAUCGUCCCACUGGCAGUGCUUGCUUCCGGCUCGCCAGAGAUGCAUUACCUGAAGUAUUACCUGAGACUGAUAUCGCUGUUGAAAUGGUUUUUGAACCGCAUGAGGAAGGCGUGAUAUCUCGCUCGGAAUACACCCUUUUGACGGAAACUUCACAGGUCAAAGUGCAAUUGGCCGGUGAAGGUGUUGUUCCUCGGGUGCAUAUCGAAGAGCCGCACGAGAAGGAAUUGUUUUUCGGUGAUCUUUGCGUAGGAGAUACCAGUACCAAGACGCUUCGGGUGAAGAACACGGGAAGCCACCCUGUUACAUGUCUCUUUGAGCUGUCGAAAUUAGAAUUGCAAAGGCCCGGGGAGGAGCCUACGUACGGCACAGUGAACGCAAACGGAUCAAACGCCUUCACUGCUAUCCCUAGCGAGUCGGUCAUCGGCCCCGGCCUAGAGCAAGAAGUCACCAUUAAAUUUGCUCCCGACCGGGAGUCUGAUCACUUUUUUGAUUACAUUCGCGUGAAGGUUUGGGGCAUUCCAGAGAAUGAGAUGAAACGUAAAGUACACGGCCGAUGCUGGGAUUCAACGACGGCUCUUUUGGGAUAUGAUCCUCCACCGGUCUCUCUGUGCGAGGGGCCAUUCGACAUACCUCCGGAAUUAUUUGUUCAUCGGAAAGACGCUGGAGAGGAGCGUCGAUGGAGUGUGCGAAGCGAUGCAGAUAACUCAGUAGCAGGUAGCGACAAGUCAAGCGAGGAGAGCGAUGAAGAACCCUUGACAAAUAUUCCUCCAACACCAAUGCCAACUCCAUUCGAAGCCAAUGACCAAGGAAACCAGCUCGCCAUGGCUUUGGAGAGCAUGCGGCCGUUUGAGACUGAGGAUCUUCGAUACUGCACACUACAGUGUCAGUGGCAAAAGGUUGAUGACGCUUGGGAAGUAGACAUAAAAGACCUGAUCAUUGCCAACUUGAAGCCUCCUGCCCCACCUCCUCCGGAUCCUGGCAACGCUCCAGUGAGUGGAACUGCCGGAAAGAAGAAAGAUAAACAAAAGCAUACAUCAGCACCAGCAGUGCCCGCUGAUUUUGUGAUUGAUCCGUAUGAGAUGGACUUUGCCUAUUACGAGGAUCUGGGAGUAUUCCUUCCAAUUGAAGACAUCGAAGAGGAUGGAGCCCGGGCGGCCAGUGUUGGUGGCGAAAAGUUUAAAUUUACCAUAGAACCUACUGAGGGAACUGUCGAACUCGGGCACACCAGGACGCUGAAAAUUGGGAUAGAAAGAGUUGGAACCAAGAAAAAGAAGGAUAGACUCGGCAGUGAGGCAAUGGAAAGCAUAUCACAAUUGUCCCUGGCCUCAUCACCGAAAUCUCCAUCAUCGGGCAAACCUCCGCCAACUGGGAAAGGCGGACGGACGAAACCGUCCGACACACCAUCGAGUGAGCAGACCCGAAUCUUACUGCGAGCGGUGGCCCCUGUAUCUGUUGAAAGCUGUUUCCGCAUCACCUUGAAUGGAGGACUGAAAUUUGUUGAUCCUCAUACUGUGGUGCCUGCCACAGAAAACCGUGUUUGGAUUGUCAAGGUGCUUGCAACAGCGCCCAGCCUUGACUUUUGAAAAAUGUAAUUCGUGUAAUUAUAGUGCACAUGUAGCAAAAGACCCAGAAUAGAAAAAAAAAAGUGACA
This is a messenger RNA of Spizellomyces punctatus DAOM BR117, 6761 nucleotides long. RefSeq lists its product as uncharacterized. Bases 1 to 6693 code for a protein of 2230 amino acids. Lineage: Eukaryota; Fungi; Chytridiomycota; Chytridiomycetes; Spizellomycetales; Spizellomycetaceae. The transcript is spliced from 2 exons. The record is from RefSeq and is a predicted model, not a curated record.